Molecule: messenger RNA, 608 nt
Organism: Apus apus (common swift)
Lineage: Eukaryota; Metazoa; Chordata; Aves; Apodiformes; Apodidae
Product: cAMP-dependent protein kinase inhibitor beta-like
Exons: 4
Coding region: 161-388 (75 amino acids)
Biological process (GO): negative regulation of cAMP-dependent protein kinase activity
Cellular component (GO): nucleus; cytoplasm
Molecular function (GO): cAMP-dependent protein kinase inhibitor activity
Source: RefSeq, a predicted model, not a curated record
UCGGCACCGGUAUCAGCAUCGGUAGCGACGUUGGCACCGGCUCCAGCAGAGCCCAGCCGGGGUCACUCGUCCCGCCCAGCACGGCACCUGCGCCCAAGGACUUGGGGACCUUGGCUCGUCCUCUGCUGGAGAACGAUUCCCAGAGGGACACUGGGUUAGCAUGACCGAGGUGGAACCCGUGCUGGACUUCGCAUCCUCCGGCAGAACGGGCCGGCGCAACGCCCUGCCCGACAUCCUGGGCUCGCCGGCCGGCGUCAGCCCCUCCGACCUGCCCCUCAAGCUGGCCGAGAUGUCCCUGAGCGCAGGCAGCGCGCAGGAGAUGCAGUCGCCCUCGGGGGAGAUGCCCCCUCGGGAGCCCAGCAGCCCCGAGCUGAAGGACACGUCCUAACCCCGCUGCCGGGGAGGGGACACUGCUGACCAGCGGAGGGUCGAGGAGGCCGAGGAGCAUCAGCUCAGCUUCCCUGGCACGGCCGGAGCCCGCUGGAUUUUCCUCGGUGCUACCACGGCGAGACCUUGGUCGGGCGUCACCCCCCCCCACCCCGCCGUGGGGGGAGCAUCGCGCGGGGAGGACCUGCCGGGACCAAGGGGAGAUUCCCACCCACGCCCUG